AGAGCGCUUGCAAUAAAGAGGACAAAGCCCGGAGAAGUUUCUGGACUCUCUCACACAGCCGCUUCGUCUAUAAAAUAACAAAAACCAGUACGACUGUGAUUGACAGGAGCUCAUUUGUGCAGAUAACAAUGGCUGAUGAUAUCUUUGGGUUCCGGUAUCCUUUUAGGCGACUCUUGUGGAGCCCUUCGGUGUUCCGCGAAUGGUCUGGAUCUCCACCUCCCAUGGACUGGGUUGAAACUUCCUCCGCUCAUAUCUUCAAACUCAAUGUUCCUGGAUACAACAAAGAGGAAAUCAAGGUUCAGGUGGAAGAAGGAAAUAUUUUGCACGUAAGGGCAGAGAUGGGUAAAGAGGAAGGCCAUGGAAAUGACACAGUUUGGCAUCUUGCAGAGAGAGGGACAGGAAGGAGAAGCUUUUCUCGAGAAAUUGAAUUGCCAGAAAAUGCAAAGGUGGAUCAAAUUAAAGCUCAGGUGGAGAAUGGUGUACUCACCAUUGUUGUGCCCAAGGAUAAAAGUCCAAAGCCAUCUAAAGUGAGAAAUAUUAACAUCACUAGCAAGCUCUGAGAAGAAAAUCUGAUGUUCCAUUUGCACUGAAGUUAGCUGAGAAUAAUUGCUCAAAAAAAAAUAAAAGCUGAAAAUAAUGUUGGCGUUAUAAACCGUUGUUCCUUUCUUUUGCAUACUUGUCAAUAAAAUUUGCCUUGUGAUGAAC
Hevea brasiliensis (rubber tree) is the source of this 705-nucleotide messenger RNA. Its product is annotated as 15.7 kDa heat shock protein, peroxisomal. NCBI's taxonomy places the organism in Eukaryota, Viridiplantae, Streptophyta, Magnoliopsida, Malpighiales, Euphorbiaceae. The record is from RefSeq and is a predicted model, not a curated record. Gene Ontology annotation, biological process: response to heat; protein complex oligomerization; protein folding. The transcript is spliced from 2 exons. The coding region runs from base 129 to 560 and encodes 143 amino acids.